AUGCAUUCCAUUUUGACUCACUGCCAUAUUUUGCAAUGUGGUAGUCAUUUUGGAGGUGCUAGAACAGCUGCAAAGGUUCUUCAGUGUGGGUUUUUCUGGCCAACUUUGUUUAAAGAUGCUCAUGAGUUCGUGAAGUCAUGUGAUCGCUGUCAGAGAACUAGAAAUAUUUCAAGAAGGAACGAGAUUCCUUUGACUGGCAUUCUAGAAGUGGAGUUGUUCGAUGUGUGGGGAAUAGACUUUAUGGGCCCAUUCCCUUCAUCUUACAACAACCUGUACAUACUGGUAGCUGUGGACUAUGUCUCUAAAUGGGUGGAACCAGCUGCAACUCAUGAAAAUGACGGUAAAACAUUUGAGGCUUUUCUUGCAAGAUAUGGAGUUAGACACCAAACUGCGUUGCCUUACCAUCCACAAAGUAAUGGGCAAGACGAAAUUUCCAACCGAGAGGUAAAGAGUAUUUUGGAGAAAAUGGUGCAACGGUCCAAGAAGGAUUGGUCUAAGAAACUGGAUGAUGCAUUAUGGGCAUAUAGGACAGCUUUUAAGACACCUAUUGGCAUGUUUCCAUACAGGUUGGUUUUUGGUAAAACGUGUCAUCUACUAGUGGGGCUUGAGCAUCGAGCAUUUUGGGCCAUGAAAACUCUGAAUAUGGACAUGGAAGCAGUGAGAGAGAAAAGAUUGCUGCAGUUGAAUGAGCUAGAGGAGCUUAAGAAUGAGGUAUAUGAGAAUGCCAAAAUUUACAAGGAACAGACUAAGUUGUGGCAUGACAAGAACUUGGUUCAAACUGAAUUUCAACCCGGAAAGCUAAAAUCGAGGUGGUCCAGAUCUUACACUGUCGUUAAAGUGUUCCCUUAUGGCUCAGUUGAGGUAACUAGUGAGAAGACCAGUAAUUUUAAGGUUAAUGGGCAAAGAUUGAAGCCCUACUUGGGUGGUCAUUUUGAUCAGGUCAAGUCCGUCAUCCUCUUGACGUCACAAUGA
Messenger RNA from Humulus lupulus (European hop), 972 nucleotides. RefSeq lists its product as uncharacterized. The record is from RefSeq and is a predicted model, not a curated record. NCBI's taxonomy places the organism in Eukaryota, Viridiplantae, Streptophyta, Magnoliopsida, Rosales, Cannabaceae. Gene Ontology annotation, biological process: DNA integration. Bases 1 to 972 code for a protein of 323 amino acids. The transcript is spliced from 3 exons. Gene Ontology annotation, molecular function: nucleic acid binding.